Molecule: messenger RNA, 1335 nt
Organism: Diaporthe citri
Lineage: Eukaryota; Fungi; Ascomycota; Sordariomycetes; Diaporthales; Diaporthaceae
Exons: 3
Coding region: 1-1335 (444 amino acids)
Biological process (GO): transmembrane transport
Cellular component (GO): fungal-type vacuole membrane
Molecular function (GO): transmembrane transporter activity
Source: RefSeq, a predicted model, not a curated record
AUGUCAGAUGGGGCUCGCCGGCCAGCCCAGCCGGAACCGGGCCGCUACGUGGGUCCCGAGGGUCACCUCGAGCCGUCAACAGUCGAUCAGCAUGUACCCACGGCGCAGGAGGUCGAUGUCAACGCAGAUGGGUUCCCCGAGGGCGGCAGGAAGGCCUGGACCGUGUUGUUCGGGACGUGGUGCGUGCUAUUCUGCACCUUCGGGCUGGGCAACAGCAUCGGCGUCUUCCAGACGUACUACGUCAACUAUGCGCUCCGUCAGUACUCUUCGUCCACCAUCUCGUGGAUCACCAGCUUCAUGCAGUGGGUCUUGAACUUCUUGCCUAUUGUUUGGGGCUUUGUGUUUGACAAGUUUGGUCCGAAGUGGCUCCUUGUCAGCGGAACUCUCAUCUAUGUCUUCGGAAUAAUGAUGGUCUCCUUGGGAUCGGAAUACUAUCAUUUCUUCCUCUCCCAAAGCAUCGUCUGUCCGAUUGGAGCCAGUGCCGUGACCAGCGCAAGCAUGUCUUGUCUGGUCACUUGGUUUCAUCGUCGGCGUGCUACCGCUUUCGGUAUCAUGAUGUCCGGGUCGUCUGUCGGCGGUAUCGUCCUACCCAUCAUGAUUCCGAAGCUAAUCGACCGCGUCGGAUUUCCUUGGGCGAUGCGUGCAGUGGGGUUCAUGUUCUUGUUCCUCCUCACCAUUGCCUGCGCGACCGUCAGAUCUCGCCUUGAGUUGGAUAAAAGGCCGGUAGACAUGAGGGAGUACGUCCGGGGUAUCAGAGAGCCGACAAUGAUGUCGACGGUCUUCGGACUAUUCUUGGUCUUUUGGGGGCUGUUCCUGCCCUACAACUUCGUCAUCCUGCAGGCCAGGGCGCAAGGGAUGGACGCUGACCUCGUCAUCUACCUGCUGCCGAUAAUGCAUGCAUUUGGGAUUGUUGGUCGUGUAAUACCGGGGCUGGUUGCGGACAAAGUUGGCCGUUAUAACAUCAUGAUCAUCCUCGCCACUCUCACAAGCAUCGCUUGUUUUGCCCUCUGGAUCCCGAUCAACAACGAUGCCGGGAUCCUGGUGUUCACUGCGGCCUUUGGUUGCCUGUCAUCAGGCCUGACAUCGAUUGGACCGACCUUGAUCGCACAGAUUUCAGACAUAAGGGAGAUCGGUGCCCGUACGGGUACAGCCUUUGCUUUUCAGUCGUUCGGUGCCCUCACAGGCAGUCCUAUUGCGAGUGCCAUCGUUGAUGCACGGGGAGGGGAUUAUCUUGGCUUGAAAUUGUUUUGCGGGUUCUCGAUCUUUGCAUCAGCAGUGGUGUUCUCAUCGGCGAGGUACUUCCAGGCUGGCGGUUUCAAGCUCAAGAAGGUCUGA